AUGCUUCACACUUUGUUGAAAACAACAAGAACCAGCCUUGCUCUUCAGCUUCAUUCAAACUUCAAGCCAUUGAGGUUGCUCACCACGUACAGCAAGAACCCCCAGAUUUUCAUCCACGAGAAGCAACCCAACUACUUCACCUUCUCCCUUUCAAGACAGCCCGAGUCAAUCCCAAUCGGCACGUCGCAAUCUACCGAUCCAGCGCCAUUGGAUUUCCACGUUGACUCCCAUUUCAAGUCGCUUCUAGACAAGACGUUAGCUGAUAAGAUCUACAAUGACUUUACAUUCGUGAUGGAGGCCGGCACCAAUGCCAACUCGUUCAUGCCAGUUUAUGACUUUAGAGAGAUUCCACGCUACUCGCGCACUCCGUACAUUGAAGAUGUGUUUGGAUACGUGCAGGUUGACGACAAGGGGAACAUUGUGCCUGGAUCGUGGCAAAAGAAUGACAUGUAUGAGAUUUGCAGCGGAAAGACCGGAUUGUGCAAGUUUAGUGAUUACAUGUAUGAGACGUUGCAAGAAGAAGUCGAAAAGGAGAAGAAGAGCUACGACAAUUGA
Messenger RNA from Lodderomyces beijingensis, 555 nucleotides. The record is from the annotation of a GenBank genome assembly. Lineage: Eukaryota; Fungi; Ascomycota; Pichiomycetes; Serinales; Debaryomycetaceae.